Sebastes umbrosus (honeycomb rockfish) is the source of this 561-nucleotide messenger RNA. RefSeq names its product diphthamide biosynthesis 3 (gene dph3). Bases 101 to 358 code for a protein of 85 amino acids. The transcript is spliced from 3 exons. Gene Ontology annotation, biological process: protein histidyl modification to diphthamide. Lineage: Eukaryota; Metazoa; Chordata; Actinopteri; Perciformes; Sebastidae. The record is from RefSeq and is a predicted model, not a curated record. Gene Ontology annotation, molecular function: metal ion binding.
AGGUGGCAGUAAUGCACCUGUAAGCUGGUUACAUGAACGUUGGUUGACGUCAUCACGCCGCGCUGAAACACGUGGAGCUGCCAGCUGACUGACCAACAACAUGUCGGUGUUUCACGACGAGGUGGAGAUCGAGGACUUUGAAUAUGACGAGGACGAGGAGACAUACUACUUUCCUUGUCCCUGCGGAGACAAAUUCGCCAUAACUAAAGAGGAUCUGGAGAACGGCGAGGAGGUGGCGACGUGCCCCAGCUGCUCGCUCAUCGUUAAAGUCAUCUACGACCAGGAGUUGUUCCUGUCCGGGGAAAUCCUCGAAGCUCCGUCGUCUACAGAAACCAAACUGGAGCUGGUUCAGACCUGACCCCCCCCCCAACCUCCUCUUCCUCCUCAUCAUCAUCAGAAUCCAUGGCGUCUGAGGAGCUGCUGCGUCUGUUGGUCCUUUAAUAGUCUGAAAAACAAACCGGUGUAAAUAUAUCUCAUAUCACAAUAUUAACUUAUAUUUUAUUCUCUCUUGUGUGAAUAUUGUGCUUUUAUUUUAACAGAAUUAAAACACAUCAAACAGCA